AUGGGAUUCCGCGAUCGUCGUGCUCUUUAUCACCCAUACAACUCAAGACCAGGUCAACGCCGUGGUCCUUCUCUUACAGCCGAAUCAAUGCGGCCUACGCGCAAACCGCUCCCUGCAAUUCCUACUCCUCAAGACAAACUCUCUAAACCUGAUGUACGAAAGGAAGUCAACAUCGCCAUUCGUGGAGUUGCCGAAGACGCUCAUUCUCAAUUAACAACUUCUGGUCCUAACGCUUGUCUCGACGUCGACGACGGACUCAACUCUAGAGCCUCGCUUACUCUGAAGGCCUCCGGUGGCCUUUUGCAGAGUACAUUCGUGACUGAUGUGAUCAAGGAUAUGUUAAGACACGCUGCUGGAUGCGAAAUACAGAUUGUUCCUUCCGUGGUGAAAUCGAACGAAGGGUCCGCCAUUGACAAGCCCUGUUUGAAGGUCAAGCUCGAGGAGCUAAGCGAUACAACGGUCUUGAACACAGCCACCGAGUUAACGCACUCGACAGACACUCAAGAUGAUGGCAGAAUGGAAUUAACACGUUCACGCCACCGUCGAUUGAAUCCGGAUGUAACUAGGCGAGGAACUCUUGGUAUGAAAAAGAAAACCAAAAACAACAGGCCCAAGGAACUGACCUACCCGGAAGAAUCUAGAAUCAUUCCGUCUUCGCUCAGCAGCAUCUCACCCGCUGCUGAUAUUACUUCUGUGUUCGAAUCAUCACGUCUCCUUUCUGGUCCGAAGAAUGAUGUCAAGAUGUCGCGCGACGAAAGGCAAGCUCAAAUCGUUCGGGAGCCCAGAAUCAUACCUUUGCUCAGCCUCUCACCUGUUGAUGACUCCUUCAUGGCCGAUGUACCUUCUUCUCAUUCUUCUUGUACGAAAAACACUGCUAAGGUGCCGCACGCAUCGACACAAAUUAUCUGGGAAUCUGGAACGUCCUUUCGCAGUCGCAUUUCGUCUGCCACUAACGACUCCUCUAUGGUCGAUACACCUCUAUUCCUUCCCCCUUCAAGUGAAGAAAACACUACUCGGGUUUCUCACGGCGUGAAGGAACCCAGGAUGACUCGGAGGUUGCUCAGUAGGAUCCCACCCACUGCCAAUGAAUCUUCUGUGGUCGAUCCACUUCCGGAAUCCCGUUUCUCUUCAAAUGUUGAGGAAUUGUACAGAGAAAGGGAAGCCUAUCUUCGCAGCAUUUUACUUGCUCGUCGUAGCUCUGCACACUCAACUCCAGCGAAAACUCCAUGUCUCGGAUUUUGA
Marasmius oreades (fairy-ring Marasmius) is the source of this 1242-nucleotide messenger RNA. RefSeq lists its product as uncharacterized. The transcript has 4 exons. The coding region runs from base 1 to 1242 and encodes 413 amino acids. The record is from RefSeq and is a predicted model, not a curated record. Lineage: Eukaryota; Fungi; Basidiomycota; Agaricomycetes; Agaricales; Marasmiaceae.